GGAGGCCAAGCAGGAGACGACUCCACCCUGGCUCUGGACGCUUCAAACGGAUGUAAGGGGUACCGAGGAGAUACCUUUAGGCCUAUUUACUGGGUACCUGGACAACACUGUGCUCACCUCUGAAGAUUCACCAUAGAAUGCGGAUUUACCCUCUUACCUGUCCUUUUUCCCACCAUCUGAAGCACAUCAUUCAACAUGGGAGAAGUUCAAAAGGGGUUUUUCUCAAUCCUACAGAAAUUAAAAGGAACCACAGAGCAGGAACUUCGGAUAGUCCUUCUGGGUCUAGACAACGCUGGCAAAACAACGCUGCUAAAACAGCUUUCAUCCGAGGAUGUCAACACCAUUACUCCCACACAGGGCUUCAACAUUAAGAGUCUCACGUCUCACGGAAUGAAACUGAACGUGUGGGACAUUGGAGGACAGAGGAAGAUUCGACCCUUCUGGAAGAAAUAUUUGGAAAACACAGAUUUGUUGAUAUAUGUCAUAGAUAGUGCAGACAAGAAGCGGUUUGAAGAAACUGGACUGGAGCUGUCAGAACUGAUCGUUGACGAGAACCUGAAGGGGGUUCCAGUGCUUAUCUUUGCCAACAAGCAGGACCUGGCCACGGCCUCGCCUGCCAGCGAAAUUGCAGAGGGCUUGAACCUGCACACGUACCGCGACCGGGCGUGGCAGAUCCAGGCCUGCUCCGCUUUCUCUGGAGAGGGAGUACAGGACGGCAUGAACUGGAUUUCGGACACCAUUGCGAAUAGGAGGAAAGCUGACUAAACCCUGAAUAUCCAACAUGCUGCUUUGUAUACACAUACUUUGUGUGCUUCAUGAAAACUCUGUACAAAUGUUAACACCCAAUGCAAUGGUGACAGGUUUUAUAGAUGAAGCCAUCUGUCUGAGGAUGCCCCAAAACAUUUGAGAUCUUUCUGGCUUCUCAAAUCCAGCCACAGGAAAAUGGACUGGAGGAGAGGGGUCACAAUAGAAACCAUCAACAAGAGAGAAAAAACACAUAUUCUCCCGGUCCCAUGAAGGGUUAAUGCUCUGGAAUGAUACUUUCUUUGAUAUAUAAGUCUAUGGAAGAAAAAACUAUUCUGGAAGAGCACAAGUACUCCAAGGGACAGAGCAUUUCAUGAGCAAAUAGUCCCACAUAAAUUUUUGUAGAACAUCUCUUUACUUUUAAGCACAUUUUAGGAAAAAUUCAUACAUUUUGUAGUUGGUGUGGUUUCAUUGUUUAUACAUUCAUUAUGUUAUCGC
Messenger RNA from Salvelinus sp. IW2-2015, 1242 nucleotides. RefSeq names its product ADP-ribosylation factor-like protein 3. Gene Ontology annotation, molecular function: GTPase activity; GTP binding. The record is from RefSeq and is a predicted model, not a curated record. Gene Ontology annotation, cellular component: cytoplasm; microtubule cytoskeleton. Gene Ontology annotation, biological process: cilium assembly. NCBI's taxonomy places the organism in Eukaryota, Metazoa, Chordata, Actinopteri, Salmoniformes, Salmonidae.